Messenger RNA from Nasonia vitripennis (jewel wasp), 1872 nucleotides. RefSeq names its product multiple inositol polyphosphate phosphatase 1. The transcript is spliced from 8 exons. Lineage: Eukaryota; Metazoa; Arthropoda; Insecta; Hymenoptera; Pteromalidae. The coding region runs from base 323 to 1666 and encodes 447 amino acids. Gene Ontology annotation, molecular function: inositol phosphate phosphatase activity; acid phosphatase activity. The record is from RefSeq and is a predicted model, not a curated record.
AUUACUUACUUACUUAGCAUAUCCGUUUUAUCAAACGCUAUCAGUUUUCAUGUUAUAUAUAAUCUUACUCAUUAUCUACAAGUUGACUUACUGCUGGGGAUUACAACGAUAACUGCUAAUAACAUAUUAUACAUGCAAAUCUUUGAAGCCGUUCAUUUCAUCACAACAGUAAAUGAAUUGACGUGACAGACUUCGUCUUUUUAACUUUUUCUCAUUUGCUGCAGUUGUGAUAACGUAAGUGUUUAAAAAUUCAACGUGUUAUCAGAAAUGCGGUUCAUUAGCUCAGGGAAACUGUUCAAAGUAAGCUUUGCAGAUCCAAACAAUGUCUGCUUCAAGCAUUAUAAUAUUACUGGCCCUACUGUCGGUCUUUCUUUUUGUUGUCAAUGGAGAUGAAGAAUGUUACGCGGAGAUCGAUAUACCUCAUCUCUUGAUGGGCACCAAGACGGCUUACGAAUCGAGCAGAGGAAAUGCCACUCGUUUACCAAUUGAAUCAGCAUGUAAACCAGUGCAAAUCUGGGCAUUGAUUCGACACGGCGCGCGUUACCCCGACAGCAACGUGAUCAAGCAGUUCUCACAGUUAAAUGGAUUGCGAGACGAGAUUCUUUUAAACCACAAUCAAAGGGGUAAGCUCUGUGAUGCCGAUUUAAAAAAUUUACGAGAAUGGAAAAUGAAUCCGGAGCCGAACAAGAUGCCGGCAAAAGAGUUGACCGAGAGCGGCAAGAAGGAGAUGCGAGAGUUUGCCAGGCGCCUGAAAGAUAGCUACCCCGAACUCCUGCAUGUGGAAAGUUCGCAAAACUGUACAGAGGCGGACUAUAAAUUUAGAGCGACAGAUAUACAAAGAACGAAAGCGAGUAUGGAGGCUUUCAUGGAUGGCUUGUUAGAGGGGAAAAAGGUGAAACCGGAAGAACCACCAAAGAAGGAUUCGCUUUUGUAUACGUACAAAAAUUGCCCUGCGUACGAGGACAGUUUGAUAUCCGACCCCAUAGUUAAUAGUGAGACAAUUAAGUUUACAAACGGUCCCGAUUUUCGAGCCGUUCAGCAAAAUGUGUCCGAUCGUCUUGGAUUUGAGAGUCUCAUCGACACAGAUGCAAUGUUGUUCGUCUACGAGAUCUGUCGCUUCGAAACGGCCUGGCACGGUCGAUCAGCCUGGUGCGCAGCUUUUAGCUCAAAGGAUAUCAAUGUACUCGAGUACCGGGAGGAUAUUGGUUGCUAUUAUUACUGCGGACCUGGACGACGCAUAAACGAGAUGCUUGGCUGUCCACCAUUACAGGACAUGAUCAGAAGAUUUAGAAAUUUUGAGAAAAAUGCCGACGAGCCCAAAGCCGUCUUUUACUUCACACACACGGUGACACUUCAGGCAACUAUGGCAGCAAUGGGCAUCGGAAAGGACAAAUAUCCACUUCUAUCCAGCAAUUACCAUGCAGCAGGCGAUAGGACGUUCAAAACUUCACUGAUAGGACCGUUUGCCGGUAAUCUAGUGGCCGUCUUUCACAGGUGCAGUAAUAAUGGAGUGACUCAACACAAAGUUACUCUACAUGUAUCUGAGCGUUUGUGGCCAGUCUCCGGUUGUGCCGAUGGUAUCUGCGAUUGGGAGAUCUUUGAACAAAAAUAUGCCGACGCAGCUGAUCAGUGCAAUUUGCAUUUUUGUAACUCGCCAAUAGAUUAGUCGAGAACCUUUCAAUACUCAUUGGUACGGUUUUAUUUGUCGCAAUUACGACGCUGCUAUCUAUUUAAUUUUACUUAUUUGAAGAUUUGGACAUUUGCGUAGUAUGUCUACAUGGGUUUUAUAGGUUUUACACGUGGAUCAUGAAUUUCACAUUCGUAUGCGAUGUUGCUUUAACAUUAAAAUACACUCUAAUGAUUGUUAAGUAA